Messenger RNA from Closterium sp. Yama58-4, 276 nucleotides. The record is from the annotation of a GenBank genome assembly. NCBI's taxonomy places the organism in Eukaryota, Viridiplantae, Streptophyta, Zygnematophyceae, Desmidiales, Closteriaceae.
AUGUUGCUAAGCUUCACCAUGCGGAAUCCCACGAUGUCCUCGCGCAAAGCCGUGGCGGUUCCCACACACAGUGACUCGACGCAUUAUCCACAAGGAGCACCAGCUAUAAAGUAUACAAACUCAUUCACAUGCAAAAAUAAUAAUAGUAGUAGUAGUAGUAGUAACAACAACAACAACAACAACAACAACAACAACAACAACAACAACAACAACAACAACAACAACAACAACAAUAGUAGUAAUAAUAGUAUUAAUAAUAAAACAAACAAAGCAUAA